AUGCCAUUCCAUUUUUUGAGUGUAAAGAACACAAAGUGCAAAAUCAAUGUUCCGUUGCUAAUUAUUCAAUCCGAAUUUUGUUUCAGUAUACGAUUGCUGCAAAUUUUAAGUUUCGUGUGCAAUAAUACACAGCAGGGGGUACAAUUUAGAGAUGCAUGCUAUGGCUGUUUCUUGCGCUCGGUCAGUUUACCGGCUGGUCCACCGCAACUGAUUGGAAUAAGCCAGUGUUCAAGUAUAUACCUCUUCAACAGUGACUAUCAAAUUUGUGGUCAAGGCUUGGCGGCAUCUCUCGUUGGAAUCCAACCCGUAAAUCCAAUACAAGCGUUAACAUGUGCAACUGGAUAUUGCGAGUAUAUUCGAUGCAUUCGCCGUAUAAAUGCAGCGAUGCUGAUAAACAGUUGCUUCACAUCGAAUAUGGUGAAUCGAGACUUUAAUCGAUUACAAGAUCGUGUAAGUUUCUACACGAAUACAACGGCUUGCAUAUUGGCAAGGACUCGAUGCUCAGAAAUAAAUCCCAUUACGGCCGAUAUUCAGCGACAAAAAGGUUCAAUUUAUCCGCCAGGCAUAACGAAUGCAGUCGGCACAGCUGGAUAUUAUCAUCAUAAUGCAAUUCAAAUUGGCCCAAAUGGUGACAUUAAAAUCAUUGGUCUUCCAUCAGCCUGGGUGCUUGGCAAUUCAUUUUGCAAUCAUAACAUUUCACUUGAUCAGUCUCCUUACGGCAAUACAUGUCCAACAUAACCAU
Messenger RNA from Sitodiplosis mosellana (orange wheat blossom midge), 742 nucleotides. RefSeq lists its product as uncharacterized. Bases 1 to 738 code for a protein of 245 amino acids. The record is from RefSeq and is a predicted model, not a curated record. The transcript has 4 exons. NCBI's taxonomy places the organism in Eukaryota, Metazoa, Arthropoda, Insecta, Diptera, Cecidomyiidae.